Fulmarus glacialis (Northern fulmar) is the source of this 1756-nucleotide messenger RNA. It is a transcript of the gene RCC1L, whose product is annotated as Williams-Beuren syndrome chromosome region 16. Lineage: Eukaryota; Metazoa; Chordata; Aves; Procellariiformes; Procellariidae. The record is from RefSeq and is a predicted model, not a curated record. The transcript is spliced from 11 exons. The annotation marks the transcript as partial.
UUCCAGUACGUGGGGAAGGCGGCCAAGCGGAAAGACCGCGUCUUCGUGUGGGGCUUCUGCUACUCGGGCGCCCUGGGCGUCCCCAGCUUCGUGAAGCCGGACGUGGGCUGGAAGAAGCCGCGGCGGAUCCAACCCACGCCCUACCGGCUGGAAACGGAGGAGAAGAUAUCCUCUGCUGCCUGCGGUUAUGGAUUCACGCUGCUGUCCUCUAACACCACGGACAUCACUAAAGUGUGGGGCAUGGGGCUGAACAAGGAUUCCCAGCUUGGAUUUCAGAGAAGCAGAAGAGAUCGAACUAAGGGCUAUGAAUAUGUCUUGGAACCAUCUCCAAUUCCAUUACCAUUGGAGAAGCCGCAGCAAACUCGAGUCUUGCAGGUGUCCUGUGGGAGAGCCCAUUCCCUGAUCCUGACAGAUAGUGAAGGAGUUUUCACCAUGGGGAACAAUUCUUAUGGACAGUGUGGCCGGAAGGUUGUUGAAGAUGAAACUUACAGUGAAAGCCAUCUAAUUCAUCAGCUGAAGGAGUUUGACAGCAGAGUUGUCCAGGUUGUGUGCGGGCAGGACCACAGUCUGUUUAGAACCAAGAAAGGUGCGGUCUACGCCUGUGGAUGGGGGGCUGAUGGACAAACAGGUCUUGGACACUACAACAUCACCAGUGUUCCUACUAAGCUAUGUGGUGACAUUGCUGGAGUAAACAUUAUCCAGGUCUCUUCCUAUGGGGACUGUUGUCUGGCUGUUUCAGAUGAAGGAGAUGUCUUUGGUUGGGGAAAUUCAGAAUAUUUGCAGUUGGCAUCUGUCACAGAAACCACACAGGUAAAUGUUCCUAGACAUUUACCAUUCAAGAUUGGGAAGAUAAAGGAGGCUGCAUGUGGAGGGACUGGCAAUAUUGUGCUAACGGAAGAAGGAAAUGUUUUUGUCUGGGGAUAUGGAAUUCUUGGGAAAGGACCAAACCUAAUAGAGACAGCAGUGCCAGAGAUGAUCCCACCCAGCCUUUUUGGCUGGUCAGACUUCAAUCCGGACAUCCGUGUUGCUCACAUUCGCUGUGGACUCAGCCAGUUUGCGGCACUUACAAACAGAGGAGAAUUGUUUGUAUGGGGCAAGAAUCUAAGAGGGUGCCUGGGAACUGGAAGAAUGGAAGACCAGUAUUUCCCAUGGAGGGUGACUGUACCCGGUGAGGUGGUGGAUGUUGCGUGUGGAGUUGAUCAUAUGGUAAGCUUGGUUAAGUCUUUCACCUAGUGAUGUUGCUGGGCCUCAGCACUGUGCUAAGAAGACAGGGGGACUUGGUGACGACCUUCUUGGAAAGAAAGACACGUUCUGUGAAGCCAGGCAAGAAGUGACUGUGAGCAGAGACAGCCAUAGCAGUGCCUGGGUCUGUUGUCGUCUCUGCAUCAUUGAAAUGCUCUGGCCUGGCUGCAGGAAGGAGGUACGUUCCCCGAGGAGAGUGGAAAUGCAGGGAGUGCUCUGGCUGGUUCCUGAUGAGCUCCCAAAGAGUCUGAGGCCCAGCCCACAGCUGGGGAGUCCCUCUGUGUGUAAGGAUGAAGACCAUCUCCCUCAGGAAAAACUGGCACGAGGUGAAAUUUGUAGCACAGGACAUUCAUUUAUGGAUGCUUUCCUUGUCACCAGCUCUGGGGUAUCAAUGUUGGGUUGAGCCAAACUAUUUCUCAAGGGAUUUUUAAUAACUAUUUUUUAUGUGGAAGAAAGGCCAUGCUGGCUUAUGGAGUCCAGCACAGCCGUCCUUGGUGUCCGCCACCAGCUGUGC